AUGAGCUCGUCAAAUGUGGUGACACUUGACGUGGUAUUUGGAGACGUUCUACAGGUUCUUAUUCAUCACAAUUGGAUUCAAGUAAAUGCAGUCGAAGCAGUUGCUGCAGUCAAUAAGACGUUGCGAUCACUUAUUAAGCGUCAGAGACUAAAGCGAUUGGCAGUUCGACGUAAUGGAUUUCCUCCAGCGUUCAGAAUACGGUAUUGGCUGGAAGCUGGAGACGUGAAAACAUUAAUGCAAGAGCUUGUAUCGGAUCAAAUGAGCAAUACACAACUGUAUUUAAAGAUGGCUGGCAUUAAAAGUCUCGAGGAUCAAGCAACACUGAAGUUGACAGGCAUGGAAGGAGAAAUCAGUCGAGAUAUUGAACGUACAUUUCCUGCUGAUCCUUUCUUUUCGGAUGAAGAUGAUGGAAGACGUUUGCUUGGCAAUGUACUGAAGGCGGUCGCUGUUUAUGCUGAUGAUAUUGGAUAUUGCCAGGGAAUGAAUUAUGUUGUUGCUUCGCUUCUUCUCGUAAUGAAAGAUGUACGAGAGAUUAAGACACUGGAUCUUGAUGGACUCUCAAUGCAAGAAGCUGCAUUCUGGGUAACGGCAUCGUUCAUCCGACGCAAGGGAAUGGCAGACUUGUGGAAACACAAAAUGCCAGGGCUGUCGCAGUGCAUUUAUCUUUUCCAGGAACUUCUUAGGCUUCACUUUCACGACUUAUCAACGCACUUUCGGCAGAUUGGAUUGCAUUCCAGUAUCUUAGUCACUCAGUGGUUUGUGACAAUAUUUGCUCGUGUUCUACCCACUCAAGUACUUGUACGAUUUUGGGAUCUCUUUCUAAUGGAUGGAUGGAAAGCUGUCUAUCGCGUGGCCCUCGCUAUCACUGAAGAGCUACGGCCAAAGUUUCUAGCAAUGGAUCUGGAGCAAUGCAGCGAGUAUUUUCGCAAGCAUCCUAAACUUGGUCUGGAAAAGACAUUGAGUCCUGAGAAAUUGCUGCAUUGCGCUUUGAAAUUCAAGGUAACGCGAUCGAGCCUGAAACGAUUGGAAGAAGAGCGGCAUCUUGAGUAUCUUCGUCUUCGACUGCAGCAAACACCGCUCUCAGAAGAGCAUCGUAUGUUGUUUCCUACACUUGCGCAUGAGGACGAUGUCGGCGAGCAGAGAAAGUCUUUUAAAUUGAUCCGUGCAAAGUUGCGGCGCUUUGACACGGACGUAGCAAGCGAUACGGUUUUUCUUCAACACAAAAUCGAGGUCGCCGAGAAAGCGCAUGCUCAGGCAAUGUCGAUUCGGUAUGCCAUUGCGUAUGAAUUGUCCGAGGCUUCGAUUGAACUGGACGAGCGCAUUGAGAUAAAAGUUCGUUUACGAUCAAAGUUUUGCAAGUUAAUGGAAACUGCGGUUACAGAAGCCACCACAGCAUCUACACGCUCUACCAGGUCAAGCUUUACAACUUGGAUUAAUCCGUUGGAAUUUAUCAAUGAACGAAUGGCUAGUUGCUUUGAGCGUCUACCCUUGCUUUCAAGCUUUACAGAAGACGAAGGCAAGUUCCAUGCAAGUGACAAUGACACAGACGACGAGGAGGAUGAAGAAGCGCAACAAAACCUAAAACACCUUGAUAUGUUGGUUCCGCGGUUGGCUGCCGAACUGCGCCUGAUACAGCGCUCAUUGGCCUACAACCAACGCUUUCUGCGUCCGCUUUUACAGCGAACCCGACAGCUUCAGCGUGACGCUCAGCUUGCUCGUAUUGAAGUCGAGGAAGCGCAAUUGUUUAAGGACCGCUUGGCUGAUCAGUUGCUACAUAUUAUGCUGACUAGCGAGAAGCUGAAGAAUAAACGAAUGCAGGAGCUUUUUGCUGAGGUUGAUGAGCACAACGAAUGA
This is a messenger RNA of Peronospora belbahrii, 1854 nucleotides long. Lineage: Eukaryota; Oomycota; Peronosporomycetes; Peronosporales; Peronosporaceae. The record is from the annotation of a GenBank genome assembly.